GCGCUCUGUUGCCAAAGCAUGUUCCGCAAAAUUGGCUGUGUAAGUUCAAAGUUCACAUUGUUUGGACUCUGUCCUUCUUUACACUUUGCCAACACAUUACCUCCACAGUUUCGCACAAACACAACAAAAAAGGAACCGUUAUCUUGGGUGCAAAGGGUUUGGAUAAGAAGGCAUGGUUAAGUUUAUAGUGUGGUGAAGAUCAGACAUAAUGUGGUUGUAGAGUUUGACGACUGGCUGCCAAGAUGAGCCUUACCGAGCAAAUCGAGGCGAUUUCGUCGACGUUGUUCGACGGGAAGUCACACCAACAACUGCUGGAGGAAUGGGAGAAUAUCGAGAAACGGACGGGCUGUCACGUCUGGAAUGGGGUUACAUUUGGAUUUUUCGUGCCGCAAUCCAAUCUGGAGGCUUUGAAAAGUUUUGAAGUACGUGAUGAUGAUGUGUUUAUCUUCACCUAUCCAAGAUCAGGUACCCAUUGGGUUAGCGAAAUAGUACAUUACAUUCUGAACGAUGGAAAGGGAGAUUUUGACCGCUCUUUCAUGGCCAACGUGCUGGAGACCACGCUUGCAGAAGACCCAAUUAGAAUGCAGAGUACCACACCUGGACACAUGGUUUGCGCAGCCAUGAAAUCACCAAGGUGCAUUAUAAGCCACUGCAUGGAGAGGUUCCGACCCCCUCAAGUCUUGACGAAGAAUGCCAAGGUGGUGUAUGUGGCCCGAAACCCAAAGGAUGUGCUCGUUUCUUGGUCCAAGAUCGUAUCAUUUUGGAGAUUUGACAAUGUGUUUUGGGCAUUUUGCAAUGGGAGAAUGAUGUUCGGAUCUUGGUUUGAUCACGUGCUUGGCUACUGGACACAACGGGGCAAUAAGAAUGUUCUCUUUCUGAAGUACGAAGAUAUCCAUAAGGAUCUCAGAGGGUCCAUUUGCAAACUCGCUCAGUUUGUUGGGAAGGAUCUGUCUGAUGACGUCAUCGAUGGUAUCCUGGAGCACGUGACGUUUGAUGGAAUGCAGACGACCUAUCGACGGAUUGAGGAUGAAUAUGGUGAGGAAGGCAAACGGAUGACCCGUUACCAGGGAACGGCAUACCUGAGGAAAGGGCGAGUUGGGGACUGGAAAAACUAUUUUACAGUGGCACAGAAUGCCAUCUUCGACGAGAUUUACGCACAGAGAAUGAAGGGCACCGGCUUGGAGUUUGACUUUGAGCUUUAAGAUCUUAAAUUUAAAGUUUAAACUCCGAGUGCUGAACAGGCUGAAAUCCAACCAUGCCAAUAAUGGCUUGUAAGAUUUUCUUAGACCUCAUAAAGGUAAAAAAAAAGAAAGAAUUUUUGUGUGACUGCAGGAAAGUUCAAAUACAGUGAAGAGACUAUUCUAUUUGGAUCUUAACAGAAACUCAGCAGAGUUGACAAUUUCGGAGUGAUUUGUGAUGGGAAAAUUAUUAGCUUCUCAAAUUAUGUAAAUCACUUGGGUAUUACACUGGAUCAAGGUUUAAAUUGUGGGAAUGUUGCCAAUUCUGUCAUCAAAAAGAAUGGUGCAAGAUUAAGUUUUUAUAUAGAUGAUCAAAUUGUUUAAAUGAGCGAUCUCGUAAAUUAUUAUGUUCUGCUCAGACUCAUAGCAUGUUAUUUUGAUUAUUGUUGCUCAUCCUGGUUUUCUGCCCCGUCUACUAAACUAAAAAAAAAGGUUGCAAAUAACUCACAAUAAGAUCGUACGUUUUAUUCUAAGCCUAGGUCCUAGAUCUCAUAUUGGACAAGUAGAAUUGAAUAGGUUGGGUUUUUUUUAAAUGUAAAUGAUCGUGUAAUACAGUUGAAAUUGAAUCAGAUUAAUUUUCAUAAUAUGGCACCAGAUUAUCUUUGUGAGAAUUUCAAAAGAGUUUCAAAUACGCAGUUAUUCUACGAGGAGUAGUACAACCAAUGUUGUUGUUCCCUGUAUAAGGGGGCCUGAAUGCAACACUUUCUUCUAUACUGGAGUACACUUUUGGAAUUCGCUUUCCAAUGAAGUAAAAAGUUGUAAUACUCUCCAAAUUUUUCAAAAAAGCAGCCAAAAUGUAUCAUACAAUUUUAAAUUUGUGGAUUAUUUUUCAAAAUCU
Acanthaster planci (crown-of-thorns starfish) is the source of this 2076-nucleotide messenger RNA. RefSeq names its product sulfotransferase 1B1-like. Gene Ontology annotation, molecular function: sulfotransferase activity. The record is from RefSeq and is a predicted model, not a curated record. NCBI's taxonomy places the organism in Eukaryota, Metazoa, Echinodermata, Asteroidea, Valvatida, Acanthasteridae.